CUGUCUUCAUUGCAGUCAGCUGCUAAACAAUCCAAAGGUGUUCCAGCAAAUUCUCAUGUUAUGGGACUGCUAGAAGACAGACACGGAUAAGUUGGUUGCUGCUUCUCUUACUAGAAAGGAACUAUUUGUGCUCCCUAUAGAAAAAAAAUGGAAACAACUGGAAAGUAUGGCAGUUCUGGAUUUGUUAGAACUCGAAUUCCUAGACCUCAGAUUGUAUUGCAGCUACUCCAGCCCUCUGCCGUUUGCAGAAACUGUCCUUGCAAAAUGAGCCAUUUCUCUCGGAAGAGCUCCUUGGAGCUCCAGCAGUCGGAGUGCAGACAAUCUAGGGCAGACUCCUCUAGCAACUUAUCAAUGGAUACUUUUUGGCUUGAGGUGGAGAGCAUCAAAGAGAAUACUGAGUCGGAGCCAGAAGAGUGCAACCUUAUGGACGCCAAACCUCCAGAAGAAGGGGAAGCUGAAGCCGAAUGGCUGCAAGAUGCAGGGCUCUCAGACUUGAUUGGAGACUGUGCUGAGGAAAAUGGCAACAUCGUUUUGCUUUCUACUUUGACGAAGACUCAGGCUGCGGCUGUGCAACGACGGCUGGAUACUUAUACUCGUUCCCGAAGGAAGAAGAACAAGCAGCCAGUCCGGGAUGUCAGAGACAUUUUUGGUGUCGUUGGUUCUGGGACGGAACCUGAAAUGGAGUCACAGAUGGAUCGAUUACACUGCAAAUCAGCAUCAUCAAAUGGCAUUCAGAAAUCAGAUACAAAGGGGAUUCAAGAAUUUUCCUCACCCCUGAGAGGUUCUGUGAGAGAGGAAUUAUUCAACACUGAAAUUGCUUAUUCAGAGCAGGCUGCCAUCUUACUCAAAGGAUCCUUCCCAAGGGACUCCAGGAGGAUCAAGGAUGACAUUUGUUUCCCCAAAAUUAAGAUCCCCAAGGGCAGACUGGGAAUGACCAGGAUUGGAGAUUUAUCUCAACAGGACAUGAAGAAGAUCCCCACUCUGGCACUCAUUGAGCUGACUGCUCUUUGCGAUGUCCUUGGCUUAGAGCUGAAGAGAAACAAGUCGUUAAAGCGGAAGGCGGCAGAGCACAAGCUUUUUGGUGUCCCCCUUGGAACUUUGUUAGAAAAUGAUCAAAAGCUCCUACCGAAUACCAGAGUUCCACUGAUUCUGCAAGCGUUGCUGUCCUGUUUGGAAAAGAAAGGCCUGGACACAGAGGGAAUCCUUAGAGUCUCAGGAUCACAGUCCCGCAUUAAGAGUCUGGAACGAAAACUGGAAAGUGAAUUCUAUACAGGCUUCUUCCAGUGGGACAAUGUCCAUCAGAAUGAUGUGUCUGGCUUGCUCAAGAGGUUCAUCCGGGAACUCCCUUCUCCCCUGCUGACAGCAGAAUACUUGCCUGCCUUUGCAGCUGUGCAAAAUAUCCCAGACCUGAAACAAAGACUACAAGCUCUCAAUCUGCUCAUAUUGAUUUUGCCGGAACCAAAUCGAAACACAUUGAAGGCUCUGCUGGAGUUUCUGAGGCUGGUGGUUACCAGGGAAAGAAAAAACAAGAUGAAUCUCUGGAAUGUUUCCACAGUCAUUGCACCCAAUCUCUUCAUGCACAAAGGCUUGCCAAACAAGAUUCCAGAAGGGAAGGAAAAACAGCUGGCUGAGGGUGCGGCUGACAUUGUGCGAAUGAUGAUCCACUACCAGGAUUUGCUUUGGACUGUUCCAUCUUUCUUGGUAGCUCAAGUGAGAAAACUGAAUGAGAGCAGCAGUAGGAAGUAUCAAUUCUACGACAAAAGGAUCAAAAACUUGUUAAAGAAGAUCCAUGCAGAUAAGGAAAAGACAGAAAAGAACCAUGGUGAACCAUCUAAAAUAGUAAAAGUCCAGACCCCCUUGCUUCUAAAGGAUUCUCUAGAAGUUCACCUAACCAAUGGAAUCAAGGCUGCUGAUGUGUUGAGGCAGUUCCAGAAGAAUAUCUGUCAGAACGGCUGGAAUAUUGUCAACACGGUCCAUCUUAUAAAAAGUAAUGGUUCAGUAGAUUUAGUGAACCUGCUACUUUAUGAAGUUGGUGGCAACAUAAGUGAGCAUUGCCUGGACCCAGACACAUACCUCUUAGACUUGUACCAUGUAAAUCCUCAUGCAGAAUGGAUUAUAAGGCCAAACCCAUCUUUUCCAAGAAUGUUCUAGGAAGAUUGCUCAUAGGAAAACCCAACUAACUUGUUAAAUAAAUUGUCAGGAGAUGGGAUUUUCAAGCAUAAUCUGUGUCUCGGUAUUUUAUUAAUGAGUGAACAGACAAUGGAAGAAGAAACAGUUUGUUUUCAAUAUUCCUAUGGACAAAUUAACCAGUGGGAGUUCCACAGAAUAUAUAUAUGACUAUUAAUGAGAGUUGCCAGAAGACGAAAUACUAAAAGAAAGAACAAUUUCUGUCAAACUGGUAUUGAGCUUUCAUUCAUUUAUUGAAGAUGCCUAAAUUCUUCACACUGGAAGGAGGUGAAUCCAGAAUUGCAACUUGCUGCAGUUGAACAACUUUAUAAAAGGA
Anolis sagrei ordinatus is the source of this 2503-nucleotide messenger RNA. It is a transcript of the gene ARHGAP40, whose product is annotated as Rho GTPase activating protein 40. Gene Ontology annotation, molecular function: GTPase activator activity. Gene Ontology annotation, biological process: regulation of actin filament polymerization; regulation of small GTPase mediated signal transduction; signal transduction. The record is from RefSeq and is a predicted model, not a curated record. Gene Ontology annotation, cellular component: cytoplasm. NCBI's taxonomy places the organism in Eukaryota, Metazoa, Chordata, Lepidosauria, Squamata, Anolidae.